AUGGGUGACAGUCCGUGGUUGGACGGGGUCUCCAAUCUCACCGCAUUCGACGCCGCGCUGAGCAACUAUGUCGCCAACACCUUCGUGACCUACAAAUAUGUGAACCAGCUAGGUUGCGGCGGUCUCAACAAGAGCGCCUUGACCGACUACUAUGCCCAGUAUACUAUGAGUGUCAUCUGCAGUGGCCUCGUUCAGAGCUCGAUCAAGGAUUGUGAUCUGUCCACCGCCCAGUCCGAGCCAUUGUGCGCCGAGACGUGCGCGCUUAUGGCCACGAGUGAGCAGGAAAUCAUGGUCAACAAGCAACUGUGCCCGGAUGUCAACAAGUCCUAUAUGGACGAGAUUCGGUCGGACUUCACAAUUUGCUCCAACCCGGCUGAUUCACUGACCGGGAGCUGUGUCAAGGGGGCCGAUAACGAACCUGAUAACUGUGGUUUCUCCUCCAACACCAUCGGUCUCUGCACCUACUGCGCCUCUAGCUCGCCCAACUCUACCGACACCUGUUGCUCUAGUUCCAACGCCUCGAAUCGAUGCAGCGGCGUCAGCAUCCCCAGCUCCACUGUGACUUUACAGCCGAUUAUCACGUCCACAGUGACUGCUGCCGCCGCCGCCGCGGCGCACAGUCACGAUGGUCUCACCGGAGGGCAAAUUGCAGGCAUUGUAGUGGGGUGUCUCGUGGCCGCGGCCGUCCUUGCAGCUCUGCUGGCCUUCCUUUGUCUACGACGACGCCGCAGGUCUCAAUCGAAUGUCGUUCUGAACCGUCCCAAUCCGCAGCGAAAAGGGGUCUCACCACCAAUGCAGCAGCCCGAAAGCCCAUCCGGGUACAAUUUAGUUCCCGGCGGUCGUGUCGCCCGCAUGUCUGCGUUACGUGAGGUUCCAAGCUCCUCUCCUGUCCCCUCUCAAAAAUCGCCACUCGUGCUCGGCACCGCAAAGUAUAGCGAUGAAGACUCCGAGGCGCUCGGGGCCAGCCCGGGGGCCAUGUCGCGGCGAAUUCCCCCCGUGACGGGGAAACGCCACGGCUCGCUCUCGAGUAACUCGGUGCUGGCUGGAUUGGAUAGCGAUAGCUCCCCGUUAUCUGGACAGCAAUUCUCUUCUCCCGAGGGUUUCACCAGCGGUCAAUCGGAGCAAUUGUCGUAUUUCCGAGACUACUACUCCGGGGACGACAUUCAGCCCGGUGACAAGGUGGCCGCGCUGUGGGCAUACUCUCCUCGGGCUGGGGAUGAAUUUGAGCUGGACCGGGGCGACAUGCUGAAGGUGAUUGGUAUCUGGGAUGAUGGUUGGGCCACGGGUGUGCGUCUUUCCGAGCGGGCGGAGGAUUAUGACAUUCGCCAUCGCGAACAACGGGAUAGUGGAGUGUCCAGUGGUUCGCGCCGUCCAGCACCGUCACCGGCACCUUCAGGAGAAAUCAAGGCAUUUCCCUUGGUAUGUGUUUGCCUUCCCCAGCAUUGGCGGAAGAUUUUUGAGGGAGGUGUACCGGCAGAGGACUAA
Molecule: messenger RNA, 1485 nt
Organism: Penicillium oxalicum
Lineage: Eukaryota; Fungi; Ascomycota; Eurotiomycetes; Eurotiales; Aspergillaceae
Product: SH3 domain protein
Exons: 2
Coding region: 1-1485 (494 amino acids)
Molecular function (GO): protein binding
Source: RefSeq, a predicted model, not a curated record